Molecule: messenger RNA, 737 nt
Organism: Ciona intestinalis (vase tunicate)
Lineage: Eukaryota; Metazoa; Chordata; Ascidiacea; Phlebobranchia; Cionidae
Product: large ribosomal subunit protein eL18
Biological process (GO): translation
Cellular component (GO): ribosome; cytosolic large ribosomal subunit
Molecular function (GO): structural constituent of ribosome; RNA binding
Source: RefSeq, a predicted model, not a curated record
UGUUUAAACUUGGGAAUAAACCUCGUUUGCGAAGUUUAGCUUUUUUAUAUGAUUUCUAUAGAUUCUUAGCGGCGAGUCUGCGCCGGAGACUAAAUUGUUCUCUUCACGGACGUGCAACAUGGGGGUUGACAUCCGCCAUAAUAAAGACCGAAAGGUCGUCCGAAAAACUGCCCGAAGCGAUGACAUCUAUUUGAAACUUCUGGUCAAGCUCUACAGGUUCUUAGCUCGAAGAACAAAUGCUCCGUUUAACAAAGUUAUCCUGAAGCGCUUGUACAUGAGCAGAAGCAAUCGUCCACCAAUGUCUAUUGCUCGUUUGAUUCGAAACAUGAAGAAACCAGGAAACGAUGUGAAAACAGCAGUUGUGGUUGGAACAGUUACCGAUGAUAAAAGAAUCUUCACUGUGCCCAAGCUUAAUGUUUGUGCACUUCGUGUAACAGAGGGCGCACGAGCUCGUAUUCUUGCUGCAGGUGGAAGCAUCAUCACACUCGAUCAACUCGCUCAAAAGUCACCAAAGGGACAAAACACAGUUCUGUUGCAGGGACCACGAAAGGCCCGCAAGGUUUACAAGCACUUCGGCAAAGCUCCAGGCGUGCCACAUAGUCACACCAAACCAUAUGUGAGAUCCAAGGGACGAAAGUUCGAACGUGCUCGUGGUCGUCGCCACAGCAAGGGAUUCAAGGUUUAGAACUACAAACCUGUACGUGGCUUGAGCUAAUAAAUAAGCUAUCCACCCGUGA